Venustampulla echinocandica is the source of this 1341-nucleotide messenger RNA. RefSeq lists its product as uncharacterized. The record is from RefSeq and is a predicted model, not a curated record. NCBI's taxonomy places the organism in Eukaryota, Fungi, Ascomycota, Leotiomycetes, Helotiales, Pleuroascaceae. The transcript has 2 exons. The coding region runs from base 1 to 1341 and encodes 446 amino acids.
AUGAGUACCGCCAUUGCGAUGGCACCGUCGCCAGCACCUCACGAUAGAGAUAGAUCCUCUUAUGUCGAUAUUGUUGCUCCAGCACCAUCGUCCAAAUCCCCGCCAGCGCAGCGGACCUCUGCCUCGGCGACCCCGAAUGUGUCAGCGCAGCGGACAGGGAGCACCAGUCCGAAGUCGACUCCUGCAUCGAAAGGAUCACCAACUGCAUCUCGAAAUGGUGUUCCUCCCAAAAUAAUCGUGAAAAAGGAACCACCCUCCUCGCCCGAUCUCCCAACCUCCCGCCAUAGACCACGAAAGCUCGAUCUGUCCAAAAACACAUCCUCUGUCAAUCCGGGCACCGCCAGACCUUCUGCAGGCCCAUUGACAUCAAGAGGAGAGAGUGGAGGACUCGCUAUUCAGGACGUGGGAUUGGCCUGUCUAUCCCCUGGCUUUGUAACGCAGGAUCCAACGAUGAGGGAGCAACUGCAGCGGAGUAUAUCAGUCCGAGAGCAACAAAGACACAUCAUUGAGUCGAGGUUACAACAAACAGCCAAGCCAGGCGAUGCGCCGACGGAAAGCGCAAAGGAGAGAGACUUUGGAGGCUUUGCCAAAACACCUGGCACAUCGAAAAGAAAGGCGCCUCCAGGACUGAGCAUUGUGGCACCAUCGCACGAACAAUUUGCCCAUGAGAGAGUAAUCCAAUCCGCUCCACUCAAUCAGAGUUUCACCGGACGACAUCAACCUCAUCCUUUGACGCGUCAUAUUGCGAAUCAACCGUCGAAUUUGUCCAAUACCUCGCAUAUCCACCAUGUCCCUGCAGCGCAAACAACCAACCGCUUGCCGCCCAUUACGGAUGUUUUCGCGGAGAAUGGGCUAGGUCAUCAUCGUGAAACGUCUGGGAGAGCCUCCAAUGUACAGAAUAAUUCGAGCUCGACCACAAAUUCAUCGCACUCAAAUACGCGUCCCAAUUUCCCAUCGCCAGGCCAUAGUCAACCCCAACCCCCGCAUUCAGCGCGGCCCAGAGAAUACCGGUCCGCUGAAGAUGCACAAGUUGAGCUUGCAGGCGGUCGCCCUGAACUCCUGCCGAAGCUUGUCCACUAUGGUGGCCACCAGCCUCCUACACCACCCUCACCGCUUACUGGCAAUGCCAUGAGACACGCGGAAACCAGCCGAAGCGGUGGUGCCAGGAGACGCACGAGGGCAGAAUACGAAGAGGGAGCGAGCCCACCUCUAGGAAAUGGACCGGCAACUUCUCGACGAGGACCAUUCGGCGAGGGACGUGACAGCCCAAUCACUCAACAGAAGAAGAAGGACGAAUUUAUCCAACUGUGUGCUCGAGCCUGGGAUUUAUUCCACUCGUGA